AGAGCGGGUUUAAGAUUGGGUGUAUGCAUCUGAUGAACCCCAAAAGACAAAACUCAAAUGAGGCUGCAAAGAGUGACAACAAUGAUGCAAAAGCCAAUAAGGAAUGGCAGUUUCAGCACAAAAGCAAUUCUCCUCGAAUUAAAAAAAAAAAAAAAAAAAUCCCACUCAGAGAAAGCCAAUAACUUAAUGUGUCGCCAGUUCCAAUAUCGCAGCAGCUCCUCUCCGUAUCCUCAGACAUCUCUCUCUCUCUCCCAUGGCCACCGCCGGGCUUCUUCGGUCUCUCCGCCGCCGAGAACUCCACGCAGCUUCUGUCGCUUGGGCGUAUAGAUUCAGUUCUGCUAGCGCCGGCGGGAGGACGACGGAGCUCAGGUUAGACGGAGUCAAAGAUAUAAUCGCCGUUGCGUCUGGUAAAGGCGGAGUAGGAAAGUCUUCGACUGCUGUGAACUUAGCCGUAGCAUUGGCCAACAAAUGUGAACUGAAGAUUGGAUUGCUUGAUGCUGAUGUCUAUGGACCAUCUGUUCCUAUCAUGAUGAAUAUCAGUCAAAAGCCUCAAGUCAACCAAGAUAUGAAGAUGAUUCCUGUGGAGAACUAUGGAGUUAAAUGCAUGUCAAUGGGACUACUUGUAGACAAAGAUGCACCACUUGUGUGGAGAGGUCCUAUGGUAAUGAGUGCUCUUGCUAAGAUGACUAGAGGAGUUGAUUGGGGUGAUCUCGAUGUUCUUGUUGUCGAUAUGCCUCCUGGAACCGGUGAUGCUCAGAUUACCAUAUCCCAAAAUCUUAAACUCUCAGGUGCUGUAAUUGUAUCAACUCCACAAGAUGUUGCGCUCGCUGAUGCUAAUCGAGGGGUCUCCAUGUUUGAUAAAGUUAGAGUACCUAUUUUGGGGCUUGUGGAGAACAUGAGUUGCUUCAUUUGUCCUCACUGUAACGAAGCUUCUUUCAUAUUUGGGAAAGAAGGAGCACGCAGGAUGGCUGCAAAGAAGGGUUUAAAACUCAUCGGUGAGAUUCCACUGGAAAUGAAGAUCAGAGAAGGGUCUGAUGAAGGUGUUCCUGUGGUUGUUUCUUCACCUGGUUCUGUAGUAUCAAAAGCUUAUGAAGAUCUAGCUCAAAACGUGGUGAAUGCAUUGAAGGAGCUACGGGAUAAUCCAGAGAAUGAGAUUCAGAUGAAACUUAAUGUUCCACAUUCUAGCGGAUCAUCAUAUAACAAGCCAUGAGAGCCGCCAGAGGCACAAAACCCAAGUUUGUCUUGCUGAGAAUACAAGAGAAGAAUGUAUCUGCAGAGGACAACAGAAAGAGAGACGCACUCUUUUUGGACAAUGUGAAUCAGCAGAUCAAUUAGAUAGGAAAGUUGAUGAAUCCAAAUAAGAAAUGCAUGUCACAGCAAACAUUCUAUGUUCCGACUUCCGAGUAAGACAUGUUGAGAUGACUUCACAAUGUAUAAGAUGAGAUCACCAAAUUGCAUUUUCAUUAUCUUCUC
Molecule: messenger RNA, 1473 nt
Organism: Brassica oleracea var. oleracea
Lineage: Eukaryota; Viridiplantae; Streptophyta; Magnoliopsida; Brassicales; Brassicaceae
Product: iron-sulfur protein NUBPL-like
Exons: 9
Coding region: 254-1210 (318 amino acids)
Biological process (GO): mitochondrial respiratory chain complex I assembly; iron-sulfur cluster assembly
Cellular component (GO): mitochondrion
Molecular function (GO): ATP-dependent FeS chaperone activity; ATP binding; 4 iron, 4 sulfur cluster binding
Source: RefSeq, a predicted model, not a curated record